GAACAUCUGGACUAUGAAAUAAUCCAGUCUUUGAACCCAGAGUUUAACAAAGCCGUGGUUCGUGUUAACAUCUUCAAGGAACAUCGCCAGACCAUUCAGUACAUUCACCCUGCUGAUGCAGUGAAGUUAGGCCAGGCAGAGCUGCUAGUCAUCGACGAGGCUGCUGCGAUCCCGCUGCCUUUAGUGAAGAAACUGCUGGGGCCUUACCUUGUGUUUAUGGCAUCUACGAUCAACGGGUAUGAGGGCACUGGUCGCUCUCUGUCUCUUAAGCUGAUUCAGCAGUUAAG
Molecule: messenger RNA, 287 nt
Organism: Sinocyclocheilus rhinocerous
Lineage: Eukaryota; Metazoa; Chordata; Actinopteri; Cypriniformes; Cyprinidae
Product: RNA cytidine acetyltransferase-like
Exons: 3
Biological process (GO): rRNA acetylation involved in maturation of SSU-rRNA
Cellular component (GO): nucleolus; 90S preribosome
Molecular function (GO): 18S rRNA cytidine N-acetyltransferase activity; tRNA binding
Source: RefSeq, a predicted model, not a curated record